Symbiodinium sp. CCMP2592 is the source of this 1785-nucleotide messenger RNA. The record is from the annotation of a GenBank genome assembly. NCBI's taxonomy places the organism in Eukaryota, Dinophyceae, Suessiales, Symbiodiniaceae.
AUGCCUCUCCUGGUCGCGACGCAGUGUGCGCGGCCAGCGCUCUUGGGACGAUGGCCGCACAUUCCGUUGCCCUCCAGAGCCCGGGGUGCUUUCGCCAGGCGUUUUCUCCUGCCAGAGCAAGGACUGCGGGUAUUUUGCGCUGGUCUUGGCUUGGCACCUCUGACAGCUCGCGCUCACCGCAACACGCGUGGCCGGGGCAUCGCUAGCGCCGCUGCAGCAGACCACUACGGGCUGCUGGGUCUUCAGCGCCAGGCCGAUACCCAGGAGAUCCAGGUGGCUUACAGCCGUGCGGUGUCCUUGGCCCAGGAGACGAAGGCCUCUGAGCUGCUUCCCCGGCUCGAGGAAGCCUACGCCGUGCUCAGCUCCCGGGAGUCCCGGGAGCAAUACGACCGGCAGCUGCAAGUAGAUCAGGCCUGGGAUGAGGCCGUGCAGCUGCCAGAGAUGCCUGUGCGCGGGCCCCUGGGCAAGGAGUCCAACCACCGGCCGGGCAGGGCCAAGGUCUUCCUCAAGACGUUUGGGUGCCAGCACAACCAAUCAGACGGGGAGUACAUGCUUGGGCAGCUGCAUGACUACGGCUAUACCCUGGUGGACAAGCUCGAGGAGUCGGACAUCUGCGUCGUCAACUCCUGCACUGUGAAGACUCCAUCUGAGUCCAGGGGCUUGCACCUGGUCAACCAGGCUACGGAGUUGCAGAAGCAGGUCGUGCUCGCUGGCUGCGUUCCAUCUGGUGACAAGCGGCUGCCAAAGAAGCUUCCGCAUGUCAGCAUGCUGCAUGUGACCCAGCUGGAUCGUAUCGUGGACGUGGUUGAAGAGACAAGCAAGGGCCGAGUGGUGACCCUGCUAGACAAGAAGAAGGAGGGCCUGCCGUCCCUUGCGCUCCCGAAAGUGCGACAAGAUAGGCUGACGGAGAUCAUCACGAUCAAUGCUGGGUGCUUGAACUUCUGCACAUACUGCAAAACUCGCAUCGCCCGCGGAACUGUGGUGUCCUACUCCGUGGAGGAGAUUGUGGAGCGGGCCCUCCAGGCUACCAGGGAGGGGGUCUGCCACAUCGAGCUGGCCUCGGAGGACAUGGGGGCCUACGGGGUGGACAUCGGCAGCAACAUUGCCGAGCUGCUCCUGCGCCUUUCGGAUGCCUUGCCGGCUGGUGUGAUGCUGCGGACAGGCAUGACGAACCCUCCCUACAUCAUGGAGCAUCUGGAUGGGGUCAUAGAGGCGCUAAAGCGGCCGAAUGUCUAUAGCUUCAUGCACAUCCCAGUUCAAUCUGGUUCGGAUGCUGUGCUCAAGGCCAUGAAGCGAAAGUACACCGUCAAGGACUUCCUCCACCUCGUGGGUCGCUUGCGGGAGGAGAUCCCUGAUAUUUAUCUGCUCACCGACAUCAUCUGUGGCUUUCCCACAGAGACAGAGAAGGACUGGAAGGACACCCUUGAGUUGGUGCGGGACUGCCGUUUUCAUGGAGUCUACUCCUCCCGGUACUUCGCCCGGGCAGGGACGCCGGCUGCAAAGCUGCAACAGCUUCCCCACACUGUGACGAAGAGGCGCUACCAAGAGCUCUGCGCCCUGGAUGCUUUGAACGACCGCAAUGCCGGGCUGCAGGGGACCACGCAGCGCGUGUGGUUCGCUGGUACUGACGGCCUGCGCAAUCAGACCGUUGGCCGCACCAAAAACUUUGCAAAGGUCCUGGUGCCGAGAGACGAUUCCCUCCUUGGCCAAAGUGCCAUGGUAGAGGUCCUGCAAACAUCGGUUCAGCAUGUGGAGGGCCGUGUUGUGCAAACUGAGGCUCCCUGA